UAUGACUAUAAAAAGUGAUUUAAAGUGUUGUUUGAAUUAAUUGUUUUAUUAUUCAAACUCUAAAUGUAUUUGAAUGUCAAACCUGUGAUCACCAGUAAUGUCAUCACAAGAGUCACCAUUGAAUGUGUCCGAAGAUCUCACUUCAAGUUCGGUGACACUCAACACACACAACAGUCAGCUGUUUUGGACAGACUUCUCAAACGAAAUGAUAAUAUAGUGAAGAAACUGAUGGAUAACAGGACUAGUAUUUUGUCGAAAGGAGUACCCAAUCGGCGAGAGAGUGAUCGCACUGUUGGACACAUUGACACCAAAGUUAUCACUAGAAGAAUGACUGUUUUGAACAAACUGUUGAUGGAAUGUAUUACAGAUGUAUUGUCCACUGAAGUUAUUGGCGAAGAACUGUCUGAACUCGAAGUGCAUAUCACUCAUGUUCGGGUCAACAGACCGUGUGAUUCAGUCAAUAUCUAUUGGAUCACCAAAAAAGAUGACAUCACGACUGUAGCCGAUAAGUUGGACCAAAUUAAAGGUCGCUUAAGACAACACAUAAUGGACAGACAUUACAUGCAUUAUGUUCCGUGGGUUCAGUUUGUAAUGGAUGUCUCAGAGUCUCACAGUCUCGAAGUCGACAGAAUUCUUAAGACCUGUGAUUUUGGUGCCGACUUUGAGCCGUUUGACACUACAUUGUUUGAGACGCCGUACGAAAAGGCGACGAAAUCUAAAGAUAUGUCUAAAAGAGAAAUGAAAAGAAUGGACAAUAAGAACGACAAUCAGUCAGAUAUUUAUGAAUCAUUGAAAAUGAAAAGACCGGAUGACAUGAAAAUGGAUUGUUUUGGUCUUAACUAUGAAAUCCUUAUGAAUAUUGUAUUACAAAAUUUAAGCAAAUCUCGAGCACAACACAGAAGUUUCAAUGCUGUGGCCGAUCCGUUACCGCCGCCCGACUGGACAUCAAAUAUAGCUGUUAAUACACCGACCGAUGAAACAAAUGCCGUUUAUAAUACAGACGAAAGAAUUAAAAUUAUGAAACAAUUUUUGGUCGAAAACAGGAAGAAAAGGGAGAGAUUAUCGCGACAUUUAAGACGACAAAUAAUUUUGAAUGAAAUGGACGUUAAAUAUAGGAUCAGUGAUAUGUAUGACAAUUAUGUCGAACAAAAUAUGAGUGAAAUACAAGAAGACUUAAAUCAAAACUUAGAUAACAAUUAUGACUUUGAAGAGCAAACUAAUGAUUGAAACAUUAAAAUUGUUAUCAUUAACUAAAAUGUAUUUUGUAAUUAACAUAGUAGUAAUGUAAUUAUC
Messenger RNA from Oppia nitens, 1293 nucleotides. RefSeq lists its product as uncharacterized. Lineage: Eukaryota; Metazoa; Arthropoda; Arachnida; Sarcoptiformes; Oppiidae. Gene Ontology annotation, biological process: rRNA processing. Bases 64 to 1227 code for a protein of 387 amino acids. The record is from RefSeq and is a predicted model, not a curated record. The transcript is spliced from 2 exons.